Molecule: messenger RNA, 4895 nt
Organism: Dunckerocampus dactyliophorus (ringed pipefish)
Lineage: Eukaryota; Metazoa; Chordata; Actinopteri; Syngnathiformes; Syngnathidae
Gene: zfyve28
Product: zinc finger, FYVE domain containing 28
Exons: 15
Coding region: 460-3459 (999 amino acids)
Biological process (GO): negative regulation of epidermal growth factor-activated receptor activity
Cellular component (GO): early endosome membrane
Molecular function (GO): metal ion binding
Source: RefSeq, a predicted model, not a curated record
UGCAUCACUUCCUGAGAAAGUGGGAGGUGAAUGUUGUCAACGUGACUGUCAUCCGGUAAUAUUGGACCGGCACAGAGCAGCGCAGUCGUCGGUCUUCUCUGUCUGAACGCUCUGGACUUCGGAAGUGGCCGGACGGGGGAGACAGGCAGCAAAUCCUGGAAAUGUGGAAUUAACUCAGAAUAUUCCCCAUCGUCUGUGUUUAGAGUCGUUUUGGUGUAUUUAGGACAAGUUACCUUACAGUGUGUUUGUGUAUUAUUUUUUUUUUACCUUAGCCACCGCCGCUAGCUAGCUUAGCAGCCAAACGAGGCUGUCAGACACACAGGGACCGCCGGAGAAGAAGACGAGGGCUCGGUGACAAGGGAAGGUGGCGAGGUAACGAUGAACCGCUUUCGAAAGUGGCUCUACAAGCCUAAGGUUCUGGAAGGAAUGGGAGCCCGCUGAGCUUGGUGUGGCGAAACUAUGAUUGAAGGGAAAUGGCCGUGGAGGAUGUCAGAUUUAAAGAGGACGGACCCGCAGCUUCUGGCUCAAUUUUUCUACGCCGACGAUGAGUUGAACCAGGUGGCCACUGAGCUUGACAGCCUCGAUGGUAGGAAGGACCCUCAAAGAUGUACACUGCUGGUCAACCAGUUCCGCUCCUGCCAGGACAAUGUGCUCAACAUUAUCAAUCAGAUCAUGGAUGAAUGUAUCCCCUGCGACCGAGCCAACAGAGACUUCUGUGUCAAGUUCCCCGAGGAGAUUCGUCAUGACAACCUGGCGGGGCAGCUGUGGUUUGGAGCAGAGUGUUUGGCUGCAGGCUCCAUCAUUAUGAACAGGGAGAUUGAAAGUAUAGCCAUGAGGCCCCUGGCGAAGGACCUGACUCGCAGCCUGGAGGAGGUACGCAACAUCACCAGAGACCAGGCCCUGCGGGACCUCAACUACUACACAGACCGCAUGAAGGACGCACUGCGACAUUUUGACAGCCUUUUUGCUGAGUUUGAACUCAGCUAUGUCUCAGCCAUGGUGCCUGUCAAGUCUCCCAAAGAAUAUUAUGUACAGCAGGAGGUGAUUGUGCUCUUCUGUGAGACAGUGGAAAGAGCACUGAAGCUGGGCUACCUCACACAAGACAUGAUUGAUGACUAUGAGCCUGCACUGAUGUUUACAAUUCCCAGACUAGCCAUUGUAUGCGGGCUGGUUGUAUACUCAGAGGGACCUCUCAACCUAGACCGAAAAGCAGAGGACAUGUCUGAGCUUUUCCGACCUUUUCGUACUUUACUGAAGAAAAUCAGAGACCUGCUGCAGACUCUGACUGAGGAAGAGUUGCUAAUGCUUGAGAGGAACCUCUGCAUUUCUCAGGAUGGCGAGCUAACCACAGGCCAGGAGCAGGCCCCAAACAACGCACCAACACCCGCUGAAGAGAAUCACUCCUGCAGCAGCCCCACUAAAGACGCCUCCAAGAGGCCUAGUGAUGAUGAGCAUUUGGCUGUCAUUGUCCGCCCGAGCCAGGAGGAAGAGUUGGCAGAUGUGGAAAAAGGCUGGGAAGAAGUCGAAUCAGAGAAAGGGGAGCAGGAGGAGGUCCUGCUGUGUGAGGAGGCAGAGGAGGCUGAACUUGCUUGUUCCAUGCAGUAUGAUGAGGAAGAACUGGAGCAGCUCAACAUGAUGGUGUACCGCGUAGGAGAUGAGAUGUCCACUCUGCUGUCGCCUCCGAGCCAGGGUCAAUCCCCAGCACACAACCCCAACAGAGGAGAGGCAGGAGGCGCCAGUGGAGCCUCUAGCAUUGAGGCCUCCCCUAUCAGGGUGCUAAGGUGCCGAGGAAGGACAGGUAUCUAUUUAGAGGAGGAAGACAGGGUCUUCUUUAUGGAAGAUCUAGACACAGCAGGAGACAGCCUCACCAGAGAAGUCCAGAGUGGUAUUGCCUCGCUUUCUAAAGCACCAAAGUCUGCUCAUACUUUGCAACGUAGUCCAGGUCUGCGGUCUGAUUCUGUACGCAAUGGUUGGCACCCUGAAGCUCUUUCAGAGCCGCCUUGUCUACAGCCACGCAGCAAAAAUACACACUGUCUCAAUUCAAUGCGCCCUCCAUGCACGUCUGUCCCCAGCUCUGAACCUCUGCCUUACACCAACGAUUGGGAGGUGGGCUUUGAGGGUACAAUGAAUGAAACUGCAGAAGUCAUUGCCCAUCGUAUGGGUGGGAUGAAGCUGUCAGCCACUGUCAUCUUCAACCCUCGCUCCCCGAGCUUGACAGAGCUGGCUGUGGACAAGCUGCUGCUGCCGCGGCCCUCUCCCUCAGAGAUUGAAUCCUGCGGCCCCCUGGUGGCCACUCACUGCCUGCUUAACUCGUGUGUCUGCUGCGGGAGCUGUGAAGACGCCAAUGAGGAUGCCUUCACCUCCGACACCUCCGGGUUAGGCCUCGCUCUUGGAGCAGAUAAACACUGCAAGACUGCAGCCCCCGGCGCUCUCAUCCAAUCAUCUGCUUGCCAGCUGCCCCCUCGAGGCCAUGAGCCCCUUAGAAGAAGUAGAAGGGGACUCUGCCAGUUUUCUCCGGCUUCCUCCCGCUGCUUGAAUGAGCCCCUGGAAGAGGAAGGAAGCCCUCAGCUCUGUGAGAAUUGCCUGGUGGGCAUCCCUGGGCCAGAGUAUCACAAUCAGGACCGUGGCAACAGCAGAAGGGAUGACUACCAGGAGACGACUGAAAAGGCAGAGACUGAGGUUGAUAAGCAAGGAAUUAAAGAAUCCAAAAGGGACACCAAAGAGAAGAGUAGGAAAGGCUCCAGCUUUCACAACUCCCCCCACAGCUCUGUGUCAGGUAGUGACUGUGAGAGUGUGUCGGUCACCACAUGUAGUCUAUCCAGCAGUGCUUACACUCCAAGCCCUGUAAGCAGCCUCACUCCAAGCUCAGGAAUGUCAGAGGACCUGGACCAUGAAGUGAUACAGCUGGCUCUGCAAGAUGCCAAGGUGGCCGCCCGAAAUAAGAUUCGCUCACGCUUCCACAGCAGCAGUGACCUCAUCCACCGCCUCUUUGUUUGUAUUUCAGGCGUUGCUGAUCAGCUGCAGACCAACUACGCCAGCGACCUUCGCAGCAUCCUCAAGACCCUGUUUGAGGUCAUGGCGACCAAGUGCGAGCAGGGAGACAGUGAUAACCAAAAGAAAGCAGGUCCUGUUCUGCGAAGUGCCAUACUAGAGGACUGUGCUCUCUGUCAGGAGACCAUUUCUACAUCAGAAUUGGCAGCCAAGGCCCGCGAGGGCCACUUUGAAGACCCUCCUGACUGGGUUCCAGAUGAAGUGUGCAGCUCCUGCAUUGCCUGCAAGGCUCCUUUCACCGUCAUCCGCCGGAAGCAUCAUUGCAGAAGCUGUGGAAAGAUAUUCUGCUCUCGCUGCUCCUCCCACUCCGCUCCAUUGCCCCGAUACGGCCAGAUGAAGCCUGUGAGGGUGUGCACACACUGCUACAUGUUUCACGUCACACCUUUCUACAGUGACAAGGCAAUUUGAUGCCCUAUUAGAUACAUAGAUAGAUAUAUACUUUAUUCAUCUACAAGAGAAAUUCACAAAUUAUUACUGAUUUACUGAAACCUCAGAAGAGGCAAAGAUGCUAAAGGAGUCAUCAGGAUAGACUCCAGUGCAUAAAGAAUGUUAACCAAAGUGUUUGAUCGGUGAACUGGUAUCCACACAUGAUUCACACAAGGCUGACGGUGGAGGUGUAAAAGAGCGGACGAUGAUGCAAUCAUAGACUUUGAACUGGCAUUGUGCAGCACAACAUUAGAGCAGACCACCUUUAUACAUACAAAUGAAAGGACUUCCUAUUCUGCAGCGAGCUUCCUACUUUCGUGCAAGAUUAGUCGCGGGACUCGGAUUAGUCAAAAGAAUGUAAUUAAUGAUAACUAUGUAAAUAAGGAUAAUAUUGUUAAUAACCACAACACAAUGUCUACGGUUGCUUUUCACACAGGAACCGAUCAGCAAUCCUCUCCAGGCUUCCAGUCGCAUUUCCGCAAAAAUGAUCAUAGAUAGCUUUUCUAUUGAGAUUUUUGUCUUGCUUUGAAUGGCGGUGAAUGUUAAUUUUGGAUCACCUGUUGAAAUAGGUCAAGAAUCCUACACAACGGGUUGCCUUUUUUAUGGGCUGUGCCCAUUGCUGUUAGGUGCAUUAUGGUAUGUCGGGAACUCUCUGGGUGCUCCGCUGCACACAGGAAUGGAUAAAAGGGAUUUUCUAGUCGUCACUGUCUGGUGCGUGAUGCCCUCUAGUGGAGAGUUGACCUCUCUUGAACACCAUCCGAUUCUAUAGCUUGACCCAGAGGCCUUCUUCGCUGGUGCUGGCCUAAGACCGCUUAAUGCGCUUUGCUCUUCUUCCUCCCGUUAUAGUGCAAUAUUGUGAUUACUAAACAUUUAGUAUGACCAAUCAUUUCCUGUUGAAAAUUGUUUCAAGCCAUUUCAUAUCAAUGCUGAUUUGUGUUUAGGCUAAAUGAACUGCUCUGUGCUUGACAUCUCUUCUUCCCUUUGCAAUGACUAGCUAUCUCCGACAUGUACCUUCAACAUAUUAUAUUAUCGGUACAUUAAGAGUGGACGUCUUGUCAUUCUUGCUGUGACUCCAAGCAGCUUCUCAGGCACAACACAAUCAGGAACACACACUACUGUUGGAUCAGUCUUAUUGUCUUCUAUCUAGAAACUACUUUGAAAGGGUAUGUUUUUUUUCUUUUAUAAAGAAUCAAAACGGCGUAUGGUGUUAUAUCAGUUUUAUGUAUAUAAACAGGGAAUCAUGCAGUAAUUUAAUGGCGGGGUGGGCUAUCUUGUUAUUAUUUCAGAGCUUGGUCUUAUUUUAUAAGAUGCCACUGCAUUUCCUUGAUGGAACUGUGUAUAAUUUUGAACAAAACAAUGUUGUAUAGUUUCAAAUGCAAUGUAAAAUGAAAUAAAUGACUUUUUUCUGGUUUAAAGAA